AUCUUGUCUCGCUCUAGGAUGGAUCGAUGCCGGUGCUGCCGGGCAACAAGCGGCGACCGAGGCAGCACGUGCAGCCACUGCCCGGCGCGCCGCUUGUCCCCCGGAUCUUGCCUCCCCCUCCCACCACCAAUCACCUCUCGUCGACCUACCCUGCCGCGCGCCGCGCUGUGCUCAUACUCAUAGCUCCCAUCAUCCCCUCGCCCCUUCGCCAUGAUUUAUACUCGCGUGACGCCCACACAACGCCCAUGAUUAGAAGUCGCCCGGCCGCCCGCGCGCUGCCGAGAUCCAUCAGCUCUUAUCCUCAACAUCCUUCCAGCUUCCUGGAGCAGUGCCGCCUUUCAUAUAAACCUUAUAUGGGUUCUUGGGUGCGCACCAUCACAACGCCCUUCAGGAAAGCCUGCACCAUCUUCGGCCCACACAAGGACGGCGGCGGCAAGAAGCAGACGCAGCAGCGGCCAAACUCAGCGGUGGUGCAGCACGUCGACGCCGAGAGGGCCAAGCUCCACGGGGAGGUGAUGGCGUGCGCCUACGACGACGUGCAGGUCAUGUGGUCCAUGCUCGACCAGGCAAGGAUCCGGGAUCUCAGUGCCAGCUCGUGACCUAGCUUCGUGCAUCUAGCUUCGCCUAGAGCCGCGAAAAUGGACUAGUACAUAGCAAAAUAUCCUCUCUCUCUCUCUCUCUCUCUCUCUCUCUCUCCUCCUCACCAAUUAAACGUUCCCAAACCUGCACUCGCUCGCUUUUCUUGUACACGUAGCUGCUUAGAUUUAGCUUUUCUCUUUUAUUUGGAGGUUUUGCAGCUCAGUCAAGUGUUUGAAUCCCCACAGGCACUCUCUUCUCUUCUCUUUGAGCGAGGGGCUUGAUUGGAGAGAUGUACAUUAUUGCCACCUAUUGGAAUCUUGAUUUGUUGCAAUCCUUUCCUUGUCA
Zea mays is the source of this 924-nucleotide messenger RNA. RefSeq lists its product as uncharacterized. NCBI's taxonomy places the organism in Eukaryota, Viridiplantae, Streptophyta, Magnoliopsida, Poales, Poaceae. The transcript is spliced from 3 exons. Bases 27 to 599 code for a protein of 190 amino acids. The record is from RefSeq and is a predicted model, not a curated record.